Molecule: messenger RNA, 402 nt
Organism: Exophiala oligosperma
Lineage: Eukaryota; Fungi; Ascomycota; Eurotiomycetes; Chaetothyriales; Herpotrichiellaceae
Exons: 1
Coding region: 1-402 (133 amino acids)
Source: RefSeq, a predicted model, not a curated record
AUGGGUGGACGACCCAGGUUGAGCCCUCGCGAACAGGAAGACGGGCCAAGUGCAGCUUUUAGUCAAGGACAGAGAGCUUCAUUUCUAAUCGUGGGCUCAGAUCAGCGACCCGACGCGAAACUUCCGGCAGAGGGUGAUGUUGAAAAGCUGGCGGGUAAUACAGACUUGACUUCGAAGAGUGCGAACCUUAGUGACACUGCAGUUCCAAUCUCGCCCUGCACCUCUGUUAUAGGUGAUACUGGAGAUUCGAAAACAUCUGCCCAACCUUCAAUCCGGCGGCUUCUCAUCAUAAUCGGCAUGUUUAUAUCGCUCUUCAUCUCCGCACUGGAUCAGACCAUCGUGACAGGUGCGCUACCGCACCUCACAGCCGACCUCAACUCAUCGGGGAGCGGCUAUACCUGA